CGGUCGCGGGAAGUACGUUAGCUCGCGCGUGACAAGAAACUAAACUCGUACCGAUUACCGAGACGAUAUUUUUUUCUUCUUUUCCUUCAUUUUUGAAUUUUCUGGUGAUUAUUUGUGACCUGUUAAGCUACAAUCGGGGAUUCUGCGAGGUGAGCUGUGGCACAUACCCGAGUCAAGCGGGUAGUUUUUCGGUGCAUUUUUCGUCGACCACUUCAGCGUGGUGGGCUGGAGUUUUAAAAAUAACAGAACAGCCUUUUUGGGGCUAGCGGACUCUGCUAAAACUUUUUUUUUUUUUAAAUAACUUGGGAACUGGAAUACCUUCUUUACUCAAGGUAGUUUUAACGUUGGUUGUUGUGGGAAAGUGAUCGACCAAAUUUUUACCAAGAGUAAAAACAACUCGGCUAGCAUGUCGAGCUACAACAGCAAUUGGCAGGACUCCCCCUCGCCCAAAUCCCGUCCCAUCCGCCUGAGACUCAAUUUUACGGCGAGCGAAAGCGAGGAUGACUCGGUGGAGGACAUCAACGAGUCCGGCUUCAACGAAUUGGACUCCCCGACAGCGAUGCGAACCGGCGCCGUCGACAUGUCGCGAGACGGCGGCGGUGAUGGAAGCCCCGUUUCGAGGCAGUCGUUCGGGGACGAGAUGUGGUCCGAAGAGGGCUUCGGCUCCCCAUCGCAGUUGCUGUCGCCACGCUCGGAGCUCUUCGCCGCCUGCACGCCGACUCCAAAGAAGGCGUCCUGGUCGUGCCGCCGUGCCAUCAGGGAUGGAUCGGGCUCGCCGAUCCGCACAUGCCCCGACACACCUCCUCACAAAACCCUGAGAAAACUGCGACUUUUUGACACUCCGCACACGCCAAAGAGUCUUCUAUACUGUGUCGGGGGUUCCAACGGGAAGGGUUCCCUAUUUAAGACUGGCGAUUCCGGGGCAAAGCUGUCAAAGUCAAGCACAGACAACGACAGCGGCAGGAGACAUCACACGCCUCUGGUCAAUUUCAACCCAUUCACCCCCGAUUCCCUGCUCAUCCAGUCGGCCACACAGCAAAGGAACAACAGAAAGAGGCCAUACUGGAAUGUCUCCAAUGGUGAAGACAUGGAAGCAAGUGAUGUUGAGUAUGAAGAGGAAAUCCUGCCACCAUCAAAGAGAGUCACCAUGAUGCAGAGCAACAUGAUGUCGCGCUACGCCUCCGAGUUCCUGGAACUGGAGAAGAUUGGCUGCGGCCAGUUUGGCGCUGUGUACAAGUGCGUGAAGCGGUUGGACGGCUGCCUCUACGCCAUUAAGCGCUCAAAGAAGCCCUUGGCUGGAUCGGUGGACGAACAAAACGCAUUGCGAGAGGUGUACGCUCACGCCGUGCUAGGCCAGCACCGGCAUGUGGUGCGCUACUACUCGGCGUGGGCCGAAGAAGGCCACAUGCUAAUCCAGAACGAGUACUGCAACGGCGGCACGCUGUCAGACGUGGUGGCCGACAAUGCGGGGCGCCACGCCCACCUGUCCGAGUUGGAGCUCAAGGACCUGCUCCUCCAGGUGGCCCGCGGACUCAAGUACAUCCACUUGAUGUCGCUGGUGCACAUGGACAUCAAGCCCAGUAACAUCUUCAUAUCCCGUAAGGCUGUCAGCAGCUGUGACGAGGGUGACGAUGAGGAGGGCCUCAACACCAAUGUGGUCUACAAAAUUGGUGAUCUUGGUCACGUGACACAGGCCAUCAAUCAUCAAGUGGAGGAAGGUGACAGCAGAUAUUUGGCCAAUGAAGUUCUUCAGGAGGACUGCAGCAACCUGGCCAAGGCUGACAUCUUUGCCCUGGCGUUGACGGUGGUCAGCGCGGCGGGGGCCGAGGCUCUGCCCACAAACGGCGACGCCUGGCACGAGAUCCGGCAGGGCAAACUGCCCGCUGUCCCCCAAGUGCUCUCGUCGGAGUUUCUCAGUCUCCUUACGCUGAUGAUUGACCCCGACCCCACCCGACGCCCUUCUGCCACAGACCUAAUUCGCCACCCGGUGCUGCUGACGACCAUCAAGAGUAGCGCGGACCAGCUGAGAGUGGAAAAUAACGCCCUUAAGUGCAAAAACGCUCUGUUGGAAAGGGAGCUGCAGAAGGCUCAGCUGGCCAGCAACAGCACCUCCAGGCUCAUCGGAAAAAUGAACCGAUCUGUCAGCCUUAACAUCUAAACUGUUUUUGUUGUAUAUACGUUUUAAAUAAAAAAAGUUAAAUAUUUGUUCAAUCAACGCUUUUCCAUGUUGGAACUUGUACAAAGUUAUUUAAUAAAAUCUUUCUAUUCUACACCUUUA
Molecule: messenger RNA, 2278 nt
Organism: Syngnathus acus (greater pipefish)
Lineage: Eukaryota; Metazoa; Chordata; Actinopteri; Syngnathiformes; Syngnathidae
Gene: wee1
Product: WEE1 G2 checkpoint kinase
Exons: 10
Coding region: 407-2158 (583 amino acids)
Biological process (GO): mitotic cell cycle; protein phosphorylation
Cellular component (GO): nucleus
Molecular function (GO): non-membrane spanning protein tyrosine kinase activity; magnesium ion binding; ATP binding
Source: RefSeq, a predicted model, not a curated record